AUGAUAUGGCAACACGAAGACGGAAGUGGUGGAUUGAAAGUUCCAGUUGGAAAAGGAGGCCGAUUGAUCAUUCUUCAUGCUGGAUCAGCUCAAACGGGGUUUAUUCCUGAGUGCAAACUAAUUUUUAAAGCAAAGAAGUCCACUUCGUUAGAUUAUCACACCGAAAUGAACGCUGACAUUUUUACAGAUUGGUUCCGGAACUUUCUCAAUCUCCUUGAAGAGAGUUCAGUGAUUGUGAUGGACAAUGCAAGUUAUCACUCUGCGCUGACAGAAAAAAUCCCUCGCACCAACUGGAAAAAGGUGGAUAUCCAGAAUUGGCUAGAAUCGAAGAAUGUUUCUUUCUCUGAAAAUGAGACAAAGGCCGAAUUAUUGUCGAGAAAUGAAAUAAAAUACGCCGUGAAGGAGUAUGAAAUUGAUAGGAUCGCACUGGAAAUGGGCCAUGAAGUGGUUCGUAUGCCACCCUAUCAUGCUCACUACAACCCGAUUGAGCUUGUGUGGGCACAAGUGAAAAAUUAUGUAGCCACAAAAAAUAAAACAUUCCGAUUGGCAGAUGUUGAGAAACUUAUGCACGAGGCUAUUGAGAGGGUGACUGUGGAAGAUUGGAGGAAAUGUGUGAAGCAUGUAGAAGAAAUUCAAGAAGAUGAUUUGAAAAAAGAGUGCCCUCGUGAUUUGGCAAUGGAAUCACUUGUUAUUACAAUAACAGGAGACAGUUCAUCUGGUGAUUCCGAAUUUGAAAGGGAUUAA
Nilaparvata lugens (brown planthopper) is the source of this 744-nucleotide messenger RNA. RefSeq lists its product as uncharacterized. The record is from RefSeq and is a predicted model, not a curated record. The coding region runs from base 1 to 744 and encodes 247 amino acids. The transcript has a single exon. Lineage: Eukaryota; Metazoa; Arthropoda; Insecta; Hemiptera; Delphacidae. Gene Ontology annotation, molecular function: nucleic acid binding.